This is a messenger RNA of Morchella sextelata, 1209 nucleotides long. RefSeq lists its product as uncharacterized. The record is from RefSeq and is a predicted model, not a curated record. NCBI's taxonomy places the organism in Eukaryota, Fungi, Ascomycota, Pezizomycetes, Pezizales, Morchellaceae. The transcript has a single exon. Bases 1 to 1209 code for a protein of 402 amino acids.
AUGUCUUCAAACGCACUGAGCAUGUUCAGUCCCUACCACCUCGUCGUCACAUGGCCAGCCGUCUUCCUGUGUGCCUUGAUGCUGGUUGCGUGGGGGGGCGGCCAGGAGGAGCAGGAGAUGGUGUUUGAUGAUCAGCGGUUUCUGCUGUACAUGGAGAGUGAGCGGAGAAGACUACGUGCCGAGAGAAGAGCAGCGGCGGAGUCUAGAGCUGUGGUGGGUGGUAGGGUCAACAAGCGAAGGAGGAGGAGGACGAGUGGGGUGAAGAUAAAGUUGGAGAAGGGUGAGAGUGAUACAGAGGAACGAGGACAGGAGCAGAAAAAGAGGCAGAGACAGGUUGAUGAUGGUGAUAAAAAUGAUGAUGAGGUGGUGAUGGUGGAGAUGGAGGUAGAGGAGCUCUCUGAUGCUUCUGAUGUCCCUGCCCAGGGUGCCUUAGACACCAUCGAUCAGGACCAGUCCCAAGACCAGAUCGAAAAGCCAGACAAGUUCGUCUCAUUGGCUUUCAGCUUCCAGAGCAGGCACAGCCCACUCGGCUCACCCCCCCGCAGUCCUACUCAAACCUCCAUUCAGGCCGCCCCCAUCCCACCUCCCAUCUUCUCUAUCAAGCCCGAGUCCCCCCCACCCCGUACCUUGGGUCCAAUCGUGGAGAACUGGUCCCUCCGCUCCCCUUCGAUAAUCGUUCCACCUACGCCCUCGCCCUUCACACCUCAGCCCACGCCCCCCACACAACCUGCACCACUAGUCAAGUCCCCACCACCCCCAGGAAGCUAUGUUCUCCGCCGCCGCCCGCCCUCCUCCCAUCUCCCCAACAGCAUCGACACCACCGACCUCUACGACGGCCCCUUCCUCGUCGUCCCGAGUUUCCCCCGGCAAAACCGGUUUGUAACGAUCUCGCUGCCCUUAGGCUCGCUGACAUCGCCACGAAUCGCAGUCGACGACGUCGUUGUUACCUCGGCGCCGGAAAAUAAGGGGGGGUAUGGGAAGGAGGGGAAGGGCGGAGAGCACGGGGUCUAUAUCAUCGAUAGGAUCCGCGGUGAGAGGAUUGUGGAGGCGAAGCGUGGGGUCGGGUGGGCGAGAGAGAUGCUGGUGCAUUGGGAGGGGUGGGGGUGUGAGGAUGAUACUUGGGAGCCGGAGGAGGGGCUUCCGGUGGAGGUGGUGGACGCGUUCGAUGCGAGGGUUUUGGAGUGGAGGAUAGGCUUGAAGGGGUAUUGA